Vicia villosa (hairy vetch) is the source of this 2477-nucleotide messenger RNA. Its product is annotated as calmodulin-binding receptor kinase CaMRLK. The transcript is spliced from 2 exons. The coding region runs from base 198 to 2105 and encodes 635 amino acids. NCBI's taxonomy places the organism in Eukaryota, Viridiplantae, Streptophyta, Magnoliopsida, Fabales, Fabaceae. Gene Ontology annotation, molecular function: protein binding; ATP binding; protein kinase activity. Gene Ontology annotation, biological process: protein phosphorylation. The record is from RefSeq and is a predicted model, not a curated record.
AAAGCUCAACACUUUCUAUAUUUGUCCAUCUUCCAUUAAAUUGUCUUUCCCUUUCCAUGUUCAAAUGUCGGAACAGUAAAACACAAACAAAAGAUAACUGUCGGAAGAGCUACCCUAGUAUACACUCCAACCUUAAACUUCAACAACACGCACACACAAAAGCAUAACAGAGCAACCCUGUUUUUUAUAUUUUCAAAAUGAAACUCUUUUACAGAUUCUUGAUUCUUCUAGCCAUAUUUUCUUUAGCAGAAUCUUCAUGCAACACUGAAGACCAAACCUUAAUUUCAAAGGCUUUCAAAUCCGUCUCUGGCUUCAACUCUUCAACUUUAUUCCAAACAAUAACCUCCUCCAACUGUUCAAAUUCCCAUAUCACUAAAAUCAUUCUUCCCUCCAAAAAUCUAACCGGAACAAUUUCAUGGGCUUACCUCAAAAACAUGUCAAACUUACAAAUUCUUGACCUCUCUGGAAAUUCCCUACAAGGCCACAUACCAAGCUGGUUUUGGUCUAGCUUUUCAUCUUUAGUAGAAAUAAACCUCUCAAGAAACAAAUUCGGAGGAAGCGUCACCGUUGAGUUGAAUAACACAUCAACAAUUGAAAACCUCAAUCUCUCACACAAUAGGUUCAGUAAUUUAGUUCAACUUUCCACCUUCCAGAACCUUAAAAUCCUCGACCUUUCCCACAACAACCUGAGAACACUUCCUUUCGGUUUCGAAAACCUAACCAAACUACAACACCUCGACCUUUCAAGCUGCAAUCUCAGAGAUAACAUAAAAUCAAUCUCUUCUUUAAACUCACUUCAUUACCUAGACUUAUCAAACAACAAUUUAACCGGAACUUUCCCUUCCGAUUUUCCGGUAAUCAACAAUCUCAAAUUCCUCAACAUUUCAAACAACAACUUCACCUUUAACAAACCAAACCAAAAUCCAAAACAACUCAUCAUCUUUCAUACAAAACAAACCAAACCAAAAACCAAAAGAUUGAUACUUGCAGUGUGUUCUACACUAUCCACACUUGUUAUAGCUCUUCUUUUCAUUUGGGCUAUCCGUAUAAUUCACAGAAAGAGGAAACAACGUUCUAAGAAGAAGAAAUGGGCUAUCUCGAUACCGAACACGAUGAACACGAAGUUGGACAAAACAGGGCCGUUUGAGUUUGAAACAGAGUCAGGCUCAACAUGGGUUGCAGAUGUGAAAGAACCAACAUCUGCAGCAGUGGUGAUGUUCGAGAAGCCAUUGAUGAACUUGACCUUCAAGGAUCUCAUCAUUGCAACAUCACAUUUCGGGAAAGAGUCGCAGCUGGCAGAAGGAAGAUGUGGGCCAGUGUAUUGGGCCGUGUUACCCGGGGAAAUCCAUGUGGCGAUCAAGGUUCUUGAGCAUGUCAGAGACGUUGAUUAUGAUGAGUCUGUUGCUAUGUUUGUUGAGUUGUCGAAGGUGAAGCAUCCCAACUUGUUGACUCUCUCAGGUUACUGUAUUGCAGGUAAGGAGAAGCUAGUGUUAUAUGAGUUUAUGGCCAACGGCAAUUUAGGUCGAUGGCUACACGAGCUUCCAACUGGCGAUACCAACAUCGAGGAUUGGACUGACGACACAUGGGAGUUCCAAAACGGCAUUGUCGAAGCAUCACCCGAAAAGAUGGGGUGGCGGAUACGCCACCGUAUCGCAGUGGGGAUAGCGCGUGGCCUCGCGUUUCUCCAUCAUGCAGGUUCAAAGCCUAUUGUGCACGGCCACCUCGUCACCUCCAACAUUUUACUCACUGAUAAUUUCGAGCCACGAAUCUCCGAUUUUGGAUUGCGAAUUGACUCGAGUCCCAAUGGCGGCACUGAGGUUGAUGUGUAUUGCUUUGGAGUCGUGUUGGUGGAACUUCUAAUUGGAAAAAUCGUCACAACGGAGGUAAUUGUGGCGGUUAGAAAUGCGGCGAAGGAAGGACAACAUGUUAAAGUGCUUGAUGAGAGAUUGCAACUUGAAGAUGAUUCAAUGGUGAAUGAGAUGUUGGAGAGCCUCAUGAUUGCUUUCUUGUGCAUGGCUGAGUCGCCUUCCAAGAGACCAACCAUGCAACAAGUUUUGGGCUUACUCAAAGAUGUUCGUCCUCAUGAACCUAUGGUUUUAAAUUGAUUUUGAUUGUUGAUGUUAUGUAAAUGCCUUAAUUAAUUUGUAGUGUUUAACCUUAUAUUUUUGUUUCAAGUUCAUAGAAAUCUUUUAAGUUCAAAAUAUAUUUGUGCGUUGUUUUUUAUUUCACAAUCACAUAAUUAAAAUAUUUUGUUGCAGUUGAUAAUUAUGCAACGAAAUUUGAUAGAAUAUGCAUCAUUGUAUUUUAAACUACUAAAGUAGAAGAGUAGUACUAUUCUUUUUAUUUAAAAAAUUAUAAUCCACGAAAGUUUUGAAAAUGAGGUAAUAGUAGCAAUAUUUUGGCAAGAAGAUGUACAUAAUGGAUGGGCAAGGUUAAAUGUUUAGUUAUUUAGGUGAGCAUAGGGCAGAGAAUCCCAC